GAGUAAAAAUAGUUGAGAAUGAUAUUAGAGACCACUCUAUCCCAGGAACCUCUAUUCAAUCACUAUCCUCUUUAACUCUUCAACCCUUCAUCAACUCAUAGUCAUAUCUUUCCAUUGAUCCAAUUUCCCUCAAAUUUCGUAUAUUUCAUUCUCAGAACAAGAAUUGUUCGAUUGUGUUUGGCAUGCAAUCUUUCACUUACACUCGAUCAACAUUGUUGUAGAAAAUGGAGAAAACAAAGUCUAGUUGUGUAAAGGUCAGUAAUCAUAUACCUGAUGAUCUUACAGUUUCCAUUCUUUCAAAACUUCCUCUAAAAUCUUUGGUUCGGUUUAGAUGCGUAAGAAAAUCAUGGUCUUUCUUGUUCCAAGACUCCUAUUUUAUGAAUAUCUACCGCAUCCAUUUUGCAUCUAAUCACAAUUAUACCUAUGCUGAUCAUUCAUGUAUCAGUCAUGAGUUAAUUCAGCCAUAUUAUGAACUCCACAAUGCCUUGUUUUUGUAUCGUGGGAAGAGUUUUGAGAAUAAAGUAAGAUUAGAUUGGCCACCUCCAAUUCAACAGCAUGACCUAGGUUUUCAGUUUAUGGGCUCUGUUCUUGAUGGCACUCUUUGUUUCUCCCAAAAUUGGGAAAUCCCAAAUACUGUAUUUUGGAACAUUAAUACUAACAAAUUCAAGACUCUUCCUCCUAGUUCCCUCGAGUUUCCGCCACCUUUUUAUCAUAAUGCUGCGUGUGCAAUUCAUGGAUUUGGUUAUGACCAUGUUACAGAUGAUCAUAAGCUGAUUAGACAUGUAGCACAUUGUCUCCAUGUAACCGACGAUGAAGAUCUUAUUCCGCCAUACCAGGCUAACUGGGAAGUAUACAGUCUAAGAAGUAAUUCUUGGAAAAAAGUUGAUAUAGAUAUGUCCAACGGUUAUUUUAAUACAGAUCUCCGAGUUCACGUAAAUGGAGUCUGUCAUUGGUGUGAUGAACCUGAAGAUUGUUUGGUGUCAUUCGACUUGACAAAUGAUGCGUUCUUUAGAACACCCCUACCCUCACGUCUGGAUGGUAAUUUUGGCUUAUUAUUGGUAGAUAAACGGUUUGUGGCUUUAAAUGGGUCUGUUGCUUUUAUCUCAACCUGGGAAACAAGUUGUGCAAAUAAGCUAACUACUUUUCACAUAUCGGUUUUGGCUGAACUCGGUAGGAAAGAAUCAUGGACUAAACUGUUCAUUGUUGGACCAUUACCUUGUAUUUACCAUCCUAUUGGAGCAGGGAACAAAGGUGAUAUAUUCUUUUUGUCAAAAGAUCGCAAACUAGUUCAGUUUGAUUUAAUUACGCAGAGAAUUGAAAAACUUGAUAUUAGCUAUCGACUAGGUAAAAAGACACUCCUUUAUAAGGAAGUCUUUCUUCCGGUCGGAGAACUAAGAGAUGUAUGACCGUGAUUGUUAGGAUUUUAUCUUGUAUCAAUAAAGCAUGUCAUACUUAUUUUCAAAGUAUAUGAAAAAUUUAGAAACUGGUUGAUAAUAUGAAUUUUGCUUCAUCAA
Molecule: messenger RNA, 1514 nt
Organism: Lathyrus oleraceus (garden pea)
Lineage: Eukaryota; Viridiplantae; Streptophyta; Magnoliopsida; Fabales; Fabaceae
Product: F-box only protein 8
Exons: 1
Coding region: 225-1406 (393 amino acids)
Molecular function (GO): protein binding
Source: RefSeq, a predicted model, not a curated record